This is a messenger RNA of Apus apus (common swift), 1744 nucleotides long. RefSeq names its product WD repeat containing, antisense to TP73 (gene WRAP73). Gene Ontology annotation, cellular component: MWP complex; mitotic spindle; microtubule organizing center. The coding region runs from base 37 to 1386 and encodes 449 amino acids. The record is from RefSeq and is a predicted model, not a curated record. Gene Ontology annotation, biological process: microtubule anchoring at mitotic spindle pole body; protein localization to mitotic spindle pole body; mitotic sister chromatid segregation. Lineage: Eukaryota; Metazoa; Chordata; Aves; Apodiformes; Apodidae. Gene Ontology annotation, molecular function: protein binding. The transcript has 12 exons.
UUGAAUCGGGCGCGGCCGCCGCCCCCCCCGCCCCCCAUGGACUUCUCGGGGCUGUUCCGGCUCUCGGGGCUGCUCGGCAGGUUCUCCCCCAACGGCAAGUGCCUGGCUUCCUGCGUGCAGUACCGGCUGGUGGUGCGGGACGUGAGCUCCCUCCAGAUCCUCCAGCUCUACACCUGCCUGGAUCAGAUCCAGUACAUAGAGUGGUCGUCGGACUCUCUGUUCAUCCUGUGUGCCAUGUACAAGCGUGGGAUUGUUCAGGUCUGGUCCCUGGAGCAGCCAGACUGGCACUGCAAGAUCGACGAGGGGUCUGCAGGACUGGUGGCUUCAUGCUGGAGCCCAGAUGGUCGUCACAUCCUCAAUACCACCGAGUUCCAUCUGCGGAUAACGGUCUGGUCCCUGUGUACCAAAUCUGUCUCUUACAUCAAGUAUCCCAAAGCUUGUCAACAGGGAAUAGCCUUCACGAAGGACGGACGCUACGUGGCGGUGGCAGAGAGACGUGACUGCAAGGACUUCAUCAGCAUCUUUGUGUGUAGUGACUGGCAGCUGCUCAGGCAUUUUGACACUGAAACACAAGAUCUGUUUGGGAUUGAAUGGGCUCCUAAUGGCUGUGUGCUGGCAGCGUGGGACACAUGUCUGGAGUACAAAAUCUUGCUGUACUCCCUGGAUGGCAGGCUGCUCUCCACCUAUCGGGCUUACGAAUGGUCAUUGGGCAUCAAGUCUAUUGCCUGGAGUCCCAGCAGUCAGUUUUUGGCAAUUGGCAGCUAUGAUGAAAAGGUGCGUAUCUUGAACCACGUCACUUGGAAGAAGAUCACAGAGUUCGAGCAUCCAGCAACUGUUGAUAACACCAAGGCUAUUGUUUAUAAAGAAGUGGAGAAAUCCCCACCUGUUGAAACAGAGAGACUCUCUUUCCCUCCAACCAGAAAACUGGCUAGUUCUCUCUUCAGCACACAAAGUAAAUAUGACAUUUCCCAGGUGCCAGUUUCUCUACAGUAUGUCAAACCUGUUGCUGACAGGGCAAAUCCCAAAAUGGGAAUUGGGAUGUUGGCAUUCAGUCCAGAUAACUGUUUUCUGGCAACCAGAAAUGAUAACAUUCCUAACGCUGUCUGGAUCUGGGACAUCCAGAAGCUGAAACUGUUUGUAGUCCUGGAGCAGCUGUGUGCCAUCCAGUCUUUCCAGUGGGAUCCACGGCAGCCUCGCCUUGCUCUGUGUACAGGGAACAGCAAAGUCUACCUGUGGUCCCCAGCUGGCUGUGUGUCUGUCCAGGUUCCUGUGGAAGGGGACUUCCAGAUCGUGUCUCUCUCCUGGCAUUCCAGUGGAGACUCCAUGGUGCUUCUGAGUAAGGACAGCUUUUGUGUGUGUUACUUGGAAAGAGAAGAGGUAAAAUAACAGUUGUUUGCACUAGAAAUGCUCCCAAGUUUUUGAGGAACAAGGAGGAAAGGAGUCAAACCCUGCUGCCCAAUUGGAAGGUUUUGUAUUUAUAAGUUAUUUAUUUGAAGGAGGUGCCCAAACUCCAGUGUGUGAAGUCCUGUGAUUGCCUUUGAAUGAAGUGAUGUAGCAACUCAAGUGUAGAGAGUGAAGUCUGGAUUUCAAGGAAACUUCAGUGUUGAUGUAGUUGAACUUUCCCUUGAACUUUGUCAACUAUGGAAACCUUAUUUUCUAAAAUUGUAGCUGUGUGUAUAUAAUGUAUAGCUAUUAUUUAAAUUUUUAUAAUUUCUAAUAAAUAUUUUGAUAGUUACAAACUUGA